UCCAGGAAUGAGUGCACCUGAGCAUAGCGGUUCUUAGUAGGUGGUUUCAGAUCCGCCUACCAUAGCGCUUCUGGCGGUAGGUAGGCUCAGUGAGCGUUCUCUUCGAUAGUCAGCCAUUUUUAGGCGGCCCGAGGAAGGCAUACAUUGUAGUUAGGUGCACCUGUUUGCCGACCAGGACGUGCUAAAUCGGCGGCACGCGGGAACAUGGCCUGUGCGAGAGGGGCGAAGGACGGAGCCAUGGACCUGGGUAACUCACGGCUCCGGAAUGGCGGAGACCUACAGGGACCAGAGGAUGAAGCCAGCAGGUCCAUCCUGGUGUCCCACAUCCCUGAGGGUGUGAACAGGGACAAACUGGAGAUACACUUCAUGAGAGCAUCUAAUGGUGGAGCAGACAUUGAGUCUGUCACCAUGGUAACAGACACAGAGGCAAAGAUCACCUACCUGGAUGGUACAGCUGUGGAGAGAGUUCUGGAAAGGCCUCAUGUCCUGAAUGGUGUUGAAGUAAAAGUUCAGAAGUGGACUCCUCCUGAAGAUAAUACAAAGCAACUCAGUGCUACUGCAGAAGGAGCCAGCAGGUCCAUCCUGGUGUCCCACAUCCCUGAGGGUGUGAACAUGGACAAACUGGAGAUACACUUCAUGAGAGCAUCCAACGGUGGGAGUGAGAUUGAGUCUGUCACCAUGGUAACAGACACAGAGGCAAAGAUCACCUACCUGGAUGGUACAGCUGUGGAGAGAGUUCUGGAAAGGCCUCAUGUCCUGAAUGGUGUUGAAGUAAAAGUUCAGAAGUGGACUCCUCCAGAAGAUAAUACAAAGAAGGUCAAACAAGCCAUCAGGUCCAUCCUGGUGUCCAACAUUCCCAAGGGAGUGAACAGGGACAAACUGGAGAUCCACUUCAUGAAAUCAUCCAACGGUGGGGGCGAGAUUGAGUCCAUCACCAUGGUAACAGACGCGGUGGCAGUAAUCACCUACCAGGACAGUGCAGCUGUGAAGACUGUUCUGGAAAAGCAGCAUGUUCUCAGUGGCAAGCAACUAACUGUUGAGGAAGAGGCUGACCCAGAGGUUUUUGAUGAGGUCCAUGCCACAGUUGAUCCUAAAGUGGCUCAUCUCAUACCUCAGGAUCUGAUAGACAAGGUUAAAAAGGAAACAGGCAUAAAGUGGGAAAAGGAUGUAGUUAAAGGCACCUAUAAACAGGUGGCAGAUGCACAACAGCUUCUCCAACAGUAUUUGGAACAGCACUGCAAACAAAUGCUGGAAUCAACAAAUGAUUCAACCACCACGACUCACAAGGAAAGCAAGACAGCCAACGACAAGGAGCAGACUCCUAAUGAUCAUCCUAAAGGGACCAAGGCUGUGGAAAGGAAUUUUAAAAUAACUGGCUUGGAUGAUGAAAGCCCAGCUUAUGCAGACAUGGAUCCACAAAGCACAAGUAUGAAACCACCAGAUGAAGCAGAAGUCCAUCUAAAUCCCAACACUGUCAAGGGCAGAGCAGACUACAAGGAAGGAACAGAAAGGGAUGGAGAAAUGUCGCCUGGACCUACAGCAAGCAAUUGGGAUGCCUCUGGUUCUCUAGAAAGUGACCACAAAGUCAAAGAAGAAGACAACAAGGGCUCUUCAUCCCAAGACGGGAAUAUUGAAGAAGGUCACACGGAACAUGAUGAGGCUACAGGGAGAGAGGAGGAUGGACAGCACCCACAGCAGACUGGUGAACAGGUAGAGGAUGCUGCCAAGAGUUCUUCCUCAUCAGAUGGUCAACAGAUGUCGACAUUGGCCCCUAGUACAUUAAAUGUAGAGGGAAGCUCAAGAGGAAGUGCAGGAAAAGAUGAGGACAUGGAAGCCACCACAGCAGCAGAGGAACCAGAGGAAAUGGAUACAGGAGAAUCACCCAAUUCUGUUCAUGCUAACUCACCAAUAGGUCCACUUUCCGAUGAUGAUGAGUCAAUGCCAAGUGAUGACGAUGAGCCACAAACUCCAACCUCCAGCAGUAGCAGUCUACCUGAAAAACCCAGAAAAGAUGCACCUGCAAGUCCUCCAAAUGAUGUUGCCAACAAUGAUGUAAGGAGAGAGAAGGAUGAAAGGCACUCACAAGAAGGUCAACAGGUAGAAGAUGCUAACAAGGGCUCUCUUGUUUCAUUUCAUAAUGCAGAAGCCUCCUCCACAUCAAAUAAUGAGAAGGAUAAGAGGUUGCAAAUGGCCUCUGGUACAUUAAAUGGAGAGGGAAGCCCAAGAGGAAGUGAUAACUUGGAAGCCUCCACAGCUGCUGAGAUGGACAAUAGAAACACAAUGGAAACAGAAUAUGCACCUGAUUCUGUUCAUGGUGACACACCACCACAGCCACUAUCUGAGAAUGCUGAACCAAUGUUAAGUGACAACGAUGGCCCACAAUCUUCAACCUCCAUCAAUACCAGUCCACCUGAUAUAUCAGAUGGAGAUGGAAGCUCAAGAGAAAAUGCAAAAAGAGAUGUAGCCACCACAGCUGCAGAGAAAGUGGAUACAAAAGUUGCACCUAAUUCUGACAAUGAUGAACAGUUGUCAAGUGGCAACAAUGACCCACAAACUCAAAGCUCCAAGAAUAGCAGACUACCUAAAGAGCCCAGAAAGGAUGUUCCCUCAAAUACUCCAACUGAUGUUGCCAACAUUGAUGACCAAGUGCCUGGAGACCAGACCAUCACAAGAGGUAUCCAGGCUAAAUCUGUAGACCCUGUGAAAGAAGAUGAAAAUGACUCGAGGCCCACUCACAAUGAUGCUUCUCCCGAUGAUCCCACAACUACAAACACAGGUUCUCAAAGACACGAGUUGCCAAGCAAAAAUGAUGCUGAAGCCAGACAGUCACAAGGCUCCAAGAAGCAAAGGAACAAGGCCUUUUACAAGGAGAAUCUGGGCAAGAAUUUCAUGCAAGUUUACCAUCUGUCUUCGGGGGCAACUGGUGCAACAGACAACCUUCCUACAGGCAAAGAGCACAAAGCAGGUAGUGCUAGCAGCACUGGGUCAGGUCAAGAGGACAGCUCUCCAUUUGAAGUGUUUGUAGACCCAGAUAUUCUAACUUACAUACGCCAUAAGUAUCAUGCAGAGAUAUCAGAUAUUGGCAAAAGGUACAAGUCUGUGUUUCAUACAAGCACUGAUAACACACAAGCCUGCUUUUCCCGGGCAUCACCUUCUGUGGGAAAGGAUCCUGAACCUGAGAAGGCCAUUGAUGAAUUCAUCACACUCUACCAGCAAGUCUUCAGCAGGAUGAAAUGCGAGAAUUUUGAUGUUGCUCAGUACAAGUUUGCCCCUACGUAUCUUUUAAAUGGUGUACGAUCAAUCAGGGGUAGCCAUAAUGAAGUGCUCACAAAUGUCAAUGAAGAUAACACAACAGUGACGUUCAUGGGUGAACCAGAGAAAAUAAGGGAGGCAAGAACAGCCUUCUGUGGUUUAAUGGGCAUCUCCAUCUCAAGAAACCCAAGAAGAAGAGGCAACAGACCAACCACAAGCACAGAGUCUGCAGGAGGUAGCACAGAUGCACCAAAGGGGGCUAAAGGUGGACAAAACUCCCCAGAGCCUGUACUUCUCUACACCCACACCUUCGAGCAGGGGGUUGAAGUAAAAGUUGCUCAUGGAAACAUCACAACUCUGAACGUGGAUGCCAUCGUCAAUGCAGCCGAUGGGCAGUUGAAGCAUGGAGGAGGGGUGGCAAAGGCCAUUGUGGAGGCAGGAGGGUACAUCAUACAAAAGGAAAGUACAGAAAAGAUGAAGACCAGGGGUUUUCUCAAGCCAUCAGAAACAGAGAUCACAGGAGCCGGCAGCCUACCAUGUAAGAACAUCAUACAUGCACAUGGGCCAAAAUGGCAGGGGGCCAACCAAGCCACGUGGUGUACAGAAAUGCUGACAAGAACAUGCAUCAACAUUCUACAUGCUGCAGAGGGACUGAAAGCAGAGUCUGUUGCCAUACCAGCAAUCAGUUCAGGUAAAUAUGCCAUGCCAAAGGAGGACUGUGCCCAAGCUCUGCUGUCAGGUGUGCUUCAAUACCUCUCCACCAAACGUGCGCCUUCCUGCAGUCUGAGGAAAAUCUGGUUCAUCGACAUGACUGAAGAUACCAUCCAAGUGAUUGCAGAGGUAUUUGCCACAGAGAUAUCUUUGUUCCUCCAAUCACCAAGUGGGUAUGGAAAGGCAAAGUCUAAACCUACAGUAAAGCAAAGUCAAGAAGCAAGCCAGCCACAAGUUAGCAUCCCUUCACACCCAAAGACCUAUGCAUCUGUUGCUGCAAAUGGAGGCAGUAAGGCAAAACUAUCUCCAGCAACUGGUCAUUCAUACAGAAAUGAUUCAAGCCAAGUGGCUGCUGCCCUUGGGAGGGGGCAUGGCUUUGCCCAACAUGUGAUCCAGGACAGAAGCAGCCUGCAGGGAAAAGGUGGAGCAACAGGUGGUGGAAACAAUGGCACAACAACAGGGAUGGCUAUCAGAGACAAAACGUCUGGACAGCCAAACACUGAAAAGGACAAGAAUGAUGAAGAGUGCCCCAUUUGCCUGACAGUGCCAACAAAGCCGACUUCUCUUCCCUGCAAAAACCAAGGCUGCAAGGCUGUGUUCUGCAAGAAGUGUCUGGACAAGGCAAUGGAUACAAAAUCCUGCUGUCCUGUCUGCAGUGCUGUUGUUGGAAAACUGAUGGGCAACCAGCCAGAAGGGAGCAUGACAGUUACCUACAACAGGAAAAUGAAGCUUGAAGGCUAUAAACAAACUGGAGCCAUCAUCAUCGAAUAUGUCUUUACAGGUGGAAUUCAAGGGCUAGAGCAUCCCAACCCAGGCAAGCCUUACACAGGAACAACUCGCAAAGCGUACCUUCCGUACAAUCAUGAUGGUACAAAAGUGCUGGGUCUGCUGGAAAAGGCCUUUGCCCAGAAACUGACCUUCACCAUAGGGACUUCAUCCACAACAGGACGCAGCGACACAGUCAUUUGGAAUGACAUUCAUCACAAGACCAGCACAUAUGGAGGAGCAAGCAUGCAUGGCUAUCCUGAUCCUGGCUACCUGAAAAGGGUGACGGAGGAGUUGGCUGCCAAAGGCAUAAAGUAGUUAAGGCAGUUAAAUAAUCAACUUCAACAUACCGAAAACACUUGCCAAUGUAUAACUUUAAAGUUAGAUGAACAAAGAAUUUUUAUGAAACAGUGCUGUAAAUAAAAAUUAAGACAAACUACUUUGUGCAUUAGGAGCAAAUGUACAUGUUGUACCAUCACAACAAUUUUCCCCAUAAGGUUGAAUGUUUAUGUUGUAAUACUUGUUUUUAGAUCAGACUGCCUCAUAUUUUGUUAUUUGCAUUCAGGAUAUACAUGAUUGUAUGCAACAAUCAUAUAUUUGCCCAUAUCAUUUUUGCUUCAUUUUCUGUUCUUCCUCUCCAAAUAAAUAAGGGCAGUGACAAGGACCAGAUAGCUGUCACCAUAGUAACUGGUGCUGUAGUAGACACCCUGUGGUGUUGGAUGACACUAUGUAGCAAGUGACUGAGGACAGAGUUGGAAGGACUGAACAUCAUAUGUAUGAAUAUGUGUCGAAUGUGUUGAAUGAAUAAACAGGGCAGUAGUUUGCUAGGCUAGACUAUGUGAAUGUAAACAUCAAUUUGUAUUUUCUUAGCAAAUGUUGCCUUCUACUUUCAAUUCAUCAUCGCAUUGGCAAUUUUCUGCCAGUCUCCUGAACACAGCAGACAGAUACAAAUCAAAGAACUAAUUAAAGGUUUCAGUAAGCAGAUGACAGUAACAUAAAUUUGAUAUGAAAGCUAUUUCUUGUUUGAAAUUUUGAAGUGGGAGUUUUAAGGUGCUUAUGGCUACAGCAUAGAAUUAGCAAUGUUGUGAAAACAUGAAUUUGGUGGCAUUCCUAUUAAACUAUGCAAUCCAGGACCUCAUAACUUUGCCAAAUGAUGUUGACCUUUUUGAAUUAUAAGUCUUUGUGUUUCUCAUUGGUACGGAACCAACAUCCUCUUUGCAUGAAUUAUAUCAGUUGAGCAUAUUUUCCACCCAAUGGCAAUCUUAUCUUAGCAAAGAGAGCUAUUGUUAUUUGCUCAUAAAUUAUGCAAAUAUAGUCCAGAUUUGAAUAAGUCAAUAAAUAGGUUUAAUGAUGUUCACAUUCACUUAUAAAGCUUCCAAAUGCCAUGGCCCGUGGCAGGGGCAUGAAAUUUUCAACAUUUACUGAAAUUAUAGCAUUUCCUCUUCAACCAUGCUAGUUGAUUUUUCAUUUAUACAUUUGACCAAUCUCAUUAAUGUUAUGCUAUAGGUAUUGGUGCGCCAGCCACUUUCAUUUUAUGUUUAUGUUAUACUUUAUGUCAUCUUUAUGUUAACAUUUGUAUUAUGUUUUAUGAGCAGCGGAGUCACAUAAGCACAAGUG
Messenger RNA from Branchiostoma belcheri (Belcher's lancelet), 6345 nucleotides. RefSeq lists its product as uncharacterized. Gene Ontology annotation, molecular function: RNA binding. The record is from RefSeq and is a predicted model, not a curated record. Bases 205 to 5046 code for a protein of 1613 amino acids. Gene Ontology annotation, biological process: Notch signaling pathway; protein ubiquitination. The transcript is spliced from 11 exons. NCBI's taxonomy places the organism in Eukaryota, Metazoa, Chordata, Leptocardii, Amphioxiformes, Branchiostomatidae.